AUGACGGAAUUCGGAGACGCUUUGAAGAUGAUCGGGGAAUUUGGGGCGUUUCAGAAAUAUUUGGUGUUACUUCUUUGCAUCCCCAGUUUUCUAACCCCUUUUCACAUGUUUGGCCAAAUCUUUACUAGUAUUGAUGUGCCUCAUCACUGCAAUAUUAGUUGGAUCCGGGCAAUUAGCCCCAAUCUAACUUUUCAACAGGAGCUGAGUCUGACUAUUCCCAAGAGACCUGAUGAUUCUUUUGAUCAAUGUUCUAGAUUCACUCCAGCAGUUCUCGAUAUUGAAUCGAUUAGAAAAUAUGGGCUCAAUUCCACCCAGCGCUGUGAACAGGGAUGGGUGUAUCCAACAAUGGACGUGCCAACACUGGUGACCGAGUUUGAUCUGGUCUGUGACCGAAGAUACUUAAAUGACAUCUCUCAAUCCAUUUUCAUGGGUGGUUUAUUGGCUGGAUCACUGAUCUUUGGCUCACUGAGCGACAGGGUUGGAAGUCAAAUAUCCAUCCUAGUUGCUUUGUUCAUAAUGGGAUUCUUCGGCACGGCUGUAAGUGUGGCAUCACAUUUCUAUGUUUACAUUGCCCUGAGAUUCAUCGUGGGAACAGCUCUGGCUGGGAUCAGCAUUGGCGUUGCAACUUUGAGUUCGGAGUGGGUUGGCCCAUCUUACCGUCCACAGGCACUGAUCAUCAUCCAUUGUGCCAACGCGCUGGGUCAGAUGGCUCUAGCUGGCAUGGCAUACUUUGUCCGUGACUGGAGGCUGUUUCAGAUAAUAUCCUCUGGCCCUGCCUUUCUCAUAUUUUUCUACGCUUGGGUCCUUCCAAGCUCUGCUCGAUGGCUGAUAACCAAAAAGAGAAUAAACGAAGCAAAAAACAUCAUUCGAAAAGCUGCUCUCAUCAACAAACGAACCGUGUCUGAGGAUGUCCUUAAUCGGUUGGUUCCGGAAAAGACGGCAUCACGUAGAUGCCUCUUGGAUCUUUUCAGACAAUCGCACCUGAGGAAUAUGACUUUGAUCCUGGCUUUGAUGUGGUUUGUGGACAGUUUGGUAUAUUACGAAGUGAGUCUUCACGUUGGGGAUUUCGGCUUGAAUAUCUACCUGACCCAACUCAUCUUUGGAGCUGUGGAAAUCCCAUCUCGCAUCCUUUCCAUUUUUCUUCUUCAAUUGAUCGGGAGGAAGAAAUGCCAGUCCUCUUGGCUCAUCCUGGGAGGAAUUAUGUGUGUCGUCAUCUGCGUGAUCCCCAAAGAAUUCCCUCUGAUUGUGACUGUUCUAGCCAUGAUUGGAAAAUCUGCUAUGGCUGCUUCUUUUUCAACCACCUAUCUGUUUUCUGCUGAAUUAUUCCCCACCGUUGUCAGACAAUUCGGCCUUGGCUUAUGUUCCAUGUCUGCUCGUGUUGCGGGGAUCCUUGCACCAUUGCUUGGCAUGUUGGCCACAUACCACCUUGCUAUUCCUAUGUUCAUCUGCGGAAGUUCAUCAUUGGUUGCAGGAAUUUUGUGCUGCUUUCUUCCUGAGACCCGCAACAGAGAUCUUCAGGAUAUGACACCUGAACCUAAGGCUCCACCAACCCGAGAGAUCGCAGCAAUUUACCUUGAAUGUGAAUUGGAAACUGGAAAAGAAGACGAAGAAGAUGUCCUGGGUGAAGAAAAAAUCAAGAAAAGCUAUGUGUAAAACCAAGACAUUUACCAAGAAGUUUACCAAGUUUUGUACUUAGCAAAUCAUAACUUGGUUUGUUGAUUGUAAAUAUAAAUGAUUUUCCAUCUUACCCAGAAUUAUUCUAAUCAUAGUUAUAACUUUGACAUGUUUUCACAUUGGGGUAUUAUUUUAGAUUUGGGGUGCACAUAACCUUGGACUAAUCUUGGGCUACAACUGCCCUCCAAGGUUCAGUAGAAUUAAAUGGUGACUUUAAUUUCUUUGUAUCUGCAUAUCAAUAAAAACUGCA
Messenger RNA from Pantherophis guttatus, 1924 nucleotides. Its product is annotated as solute carrier family 22 member 13-like. Lineage: Eukaryota; Metazoa; Chordata; Lepidosauria; Squamata; Colubridae. The record is from RefSeq and is a predicted model, not a curated record. Gene Ontology annotation, molecular function: transmembrane transporter activity. Gene Ontology annotation, cellular component: membrane. Gene Ontology annotation, biological process: transmembrane transport.